Molecule: messenger RNA, 834 nt
Organism: Penicillium subrubescens
Lineage: Eukaryota; Fungi; Ascomycota; Eurotiomycetes; Eurotiales; Aspergillaceae
Exons: 1
Coding region: 1-834 (277 amino acids)
Molecular function (GO): nucleic acid binding
Source: RefSeq, a predicted model, not a curated record
AUGGAACUCGCCCGGCGCUAUUCGAUCAAUAUCUCCUACCGUACCCUUUCCCGUCGCCUACAGGAUUGGGGGCUUCGCCGAUUACCUACUACCACUGCCGUUGAUAACCAGGCCCUUUGCGACCGUAUUCGAUUCCUUGUGUGUGAUAAUCUCUCCGAUAAAGAGAUCCUGCCAAUCCUCCACCAUGAGGGUUUCAAAAUCGCCCCUAUCACGCUGAAACGACUGCGACAGCAGCUUGGUCUUCGUCUACGUACUGACGAUCCUGAGGCCCGCGCUCUACAAGCCCAGCAGAUUAGGGAGGUGGUUCAGCAGGAGAUUUAUGACGGGAAAAUUGAAGGAUUUGGGAGAGGCCUUCUGCAUACCUAUCUCCGCCAAAAAGGCUAUGUUUUUCCUUGCAAUCGGGUCUUCUCCAUCUACCGCGAUGAGCGCCCUGAUGCUCUUCGCCGCCGAACGCUUGAUCUACAGCGGCAGCGCCAAGCAUAUCGUUCACCUGGUCCAAAUCAUGUCUGGCACAUGGAUGGCUACAUGAAGCUAUCAGGAUACGGUAUCGAGAUAUAUGCUGCGAUCGACGGAUUCUCACGCUAUAUCCUUUGGAUAUACGUCGGCAUUUCUACGCGAACAGCUAUCAGUGUGUACAGACAAUAUGUUGACGCGGUAUCGACCUUUGGAUACAUACCCCGAAUCCUUCGCACUGAUCUUGGCGGCGAAACUAUACACCUUGGAGACGCCCACUGGGCACUAAGGCGUGUGCACGAACCUGAUCUUCCUCAUGAAGACUGUUAUUCGUAUGGCAACAGUACUGAGAAUACUCGAAUUGAGGCCUGGUGGGCAUAG